AUGGCUGACGUCAAAAGCGAGCGGGGCAUCCGAAUAGCGAUUGACCGUGGAGGCACCUUCACAGAUUGCGUGGGCAAUGUGGAUGGGGAGGAUAUCGUGAUCAAGCUUUUGUCCGAAGACCCUGCCAACUAUGAAGAUGCCCCGCUGGAGGGCAUACGGCGCAUCAUGUCGCACUUCUUGAAGCGCGAGAUCCCACGCGGGGAAGCCCUCGACACGACUAAGAUCGAGUCGAUUCGUAUGGGGACCACCGUGGCUACGAAUGCGCUGUUAGAACGUAAGGGCGAGACAAUAGCAAUGGUGGUUACCAAAGGCUUCAAGGACUGCUUAGCUAUCGGGAACCAGUCGCGGCCCAAGAUUUUCGACCUAGCCAUCCACAAGCCCGACGUCCUCUAUUCCGAGGUCGUGGAGAUCGAUGAGCGAGUCACGCUCGAGGACUACGCUGAAGAUCCAACGCGGAAGAUCACACAAGCAGAGGUGAAAGCGGGAACCGCAGAAGCUGAGAAAGCAGAUCUGGUCAUGGGCUUGUCCGGCGAGGCAGUACGAAUUCUACGAAGGCCCGAGAAAGAGGCAAUAAGAAAGCAGUUGCAAGAGAUAUAUGACAAAGGUAUCAGGAGCAUAGCAGUAUGCUUAAUGCAUGCUUAUACGUUUCCCGACCAUGAAGCCACAGUUGGCAAGAUUGCUCAAGAUAUUGGCUUCAAACACAUAUCGCUAAGCUCCGAGCUCAUGCCAAUGAUCAAAUUAGUGUCUCGGGCUACAUCAGUCUGCGCGGAUGCAUACUUGACCCCUGCUAUAAAGAAAUACAUAUCCGGAUUCCAAAAUGGUUUCGAGGGUGGACUAGGCACUAAGAGUGUCAAGCAGGAAAAGGGGGACCGGGGUGCAAGGUGCGAGUUCAUGCAGAGCGACGGCGGCCUCGUAGACGUGGAGAAGUUUACAGGUCUAAAAGCCAUUCUGUCGGGACCCGCAGGCGGUGUCGUUGGCUACGCCAUCACAUCUUAUGAUGAGGAAACGAAAAUACCAGUGAUCGGCUUCGACAUGGGCGGCACUAGUACAGACGUCUCUCGAUAUGGAGAGGGUCGUUAUGAUCAUACGUUCGAAACUACAACGGCGGGUGUUACCAUCCAAUCACCACAACUGGAUAUCAACACAGUCGCGGCAGGUGGUGGGUCAAUGUUGUUCUUCAGAAACGGGUUAUUCGUGGUCGGUCCAGAGUCAGCUGGUGCACACCCAGGACCGGCGUGCUACCGAAAGGGAGGACCGGCAACGGUCACAGAUGCCAACUUGUAUCUUGGCAGAUUACUUCCUGAGUUCUUCCCCAAGAUCUUCGGCAAGAAUGAGAAUGAGGGCCUUGACGUGGAGGCCAGUAAGAAGGUGCUUCAAGAACUUGCUGAUCAAAUCAACAAGGACACUGGCAAAAAUAUGAGCGUCGAUGAGGUGGCAUAUGGCUUCUUGACCGUCGCAAACGAAAGCAUGACCCGUCCCAUACGUUCUAUCACUGAGGCAAAAGGCCACGAUUCUUCAAAACAUCGACUUGCGACGUUCGGUGGCGCGGGUGGUCAGCACGCCGUUGCCAUUGCGGAGGCACUGGGUAUCAAGCAAAUUUUGAUUCAUCGUUAUUCGUCUGUUCUCUCAGCGUACGGCAUGGCUCUAGCUGAUGUCGUGGACGAGAGGCAGGAACCUGAAUCAAAGGUCUGGGCUGACGACGGGAAAGUCGUUGACGAACUUAAGGAAAAGAUGGAGAAGUUGAAGGAGAAGUCACGCAAUGCCCUUAAAGAACAAGGUUUUGAGGACAAAGAAAUUGUGUUUGAGGAAUAUCUCAAUAUGAGAUACCGAGGAACAGAAUCUGCUCUCAUGAUCAUCAAGCCUAGUCAAGAUGAUGCAAAAAAACAUUUUGAUGGCAUAGAAUGGGCGUUUGGAAAGGCAUUUGUUAAGCACCACCGCUACGAGUUUGGGUUUACUCUAGAUGAUAGAGAUAUCAUUGUUGAUGAUGUUCGGGUCAGAGGUAUUGGCAAGAGCUUUCGGUACUCUGAAAAGACGGUCGACCAACAGUUAAAGUCGCUGAAGCGACAAGCGGUCACAGACAACAAGAAACACUCAACUGCAGAAGUCUAUUUUGAAGGCGGCCGUUUGGAUACCCCUAUCUAUAAAUUGGAUGAUUUGGAUGUGGGCAGUAGCGUCAAAGGACCAGCGAUGUUGGCUGAUGGUACGCAAACAAUUGUUGUGACCCCGAAAGCUGAGGCACUGGUCCUUGAAACCCAUGUUGUCAUCAACAUAGAAGAGGACAAGGGCAGGGGCGAAGAGGAAGGAGAUCAGUCGGACCGCGAGGUUGACCCGAUUCUUCUGAGUGUUUUUGGCCAUCGCUUCAUGGCCAUCGCGGAACAGAUGGGGAGGGCGCUACAGAAGACGAGUGUGAGCACCAAUGUGAAAGAAAGACUCGAUUUCUCUUGCGCUAUAUUUGACGCAAACGGAGGCCUGGUUGCGAACGCACCACAUCUACCCGUUCAUCUUGGUUCCAUGGGAACAUGCGUAAAACGACAGGCUGAAAUUUGGAAGGGAGAUCUCAAACGGGGCGAUGUGAUUAUCUCUAACCAUCCCUCGUAUGGCGGAACCCAUCUCCCGGACGUGACGCUUACGAUGCCAGCAUUUGAUGAAAAGGGGGAAAACAUUCUCUUUUAUGCAGCAUCGCGUGCUCACCACGCUGACAUCGGCGGUAUUACCGCCGGAAGUAUGCCACCACAUUCUCGCGAAUUAUACCAGGAAGGAGCCGCUAUCAAGAGCGAGAAGCUUGUUAGUGAAGGCAAAUUCAACGAGGAGAGAGUAAUAGAGUUGUUUUACAAAGAACCCGCCAAAUAUCCGGGCUGCAGUGGAACGCGCUGCCUCGCAGACAACAUUAACGAUCUUCGUGCCCAAGUAUCUGCAAAUCAGAAGGGCAUCUCGUUGAUAGAGAACCUCAUUCAGGAAUACGGAGAAGACACUGUCAUGUUCUACAUGAAGAAUAUCCAGGACAAUGCCGAAUUCUGUGUUCGACGGCUUCUGAAGCAAGUCAGCAAGAAAUUCGAAGGCAAGGAUCUCUCUGCUGUUGAUUUUAUGGAUGACGGAAGUCCAAUAAAGCUGAAGGUCACAAUUGAUGCGGAGAAGGGCGAGGCAGUGUUCGAUUUUGAAGGAACUGGCUCUGAGGUCUACGGCAAUAUCAAUGCUCCGGAAGCCGUUACAUACAGUGCCAUUAUUUACUGUCUGAGGUGUUUGAUCUCAGAAGACAUUCCUCUUAACCAGGGCUGCCUCAAGCCCAUCAACGUGAAGAUACCGCCUAAAUCGCUGCUUUCUCCUUCUGAUCAUGCGGCCGUGGUGGGAGGCAAUGUUCUCACAAGCCAGAGAGUAACGGAUGUGAUAUUUAAAGCUUUCCAGGCUUGUGCCGCCAGCCAAGGUGAUUGCAAUAACCUCACUUUCGGUUUCGGUGGAAACAUGGCCGGCCAGGAAGAGGUCAAGGGUUUCGGAUAUUACGAGACCAUCGCAGGCGGCAGCGGUGCAGGCCCGGACUGGGACGGUACCAGUGGUGUCCAUACCCAUAUGACCAAUACUCGCAUCACAGACUCGGAGGUUUUCGAGAGGAGAUACCCUGUAAUAUUGCGUGAAUUCUCGAUUCGCAAAGGCUCAGGAGGCAAUGGCCAGCAUCGCGGUGGUGACGGAGUGACACGAGAUAUCGAGUUCCGGAUUCCUGUGCAAGCUUCUAUCCUCAGUGAGCGACGAGUCUAUCACCCGUAUGGAUUAGCUGGAGGAGAGGACGCUGAAUGUGGCUUGAAUCUUUGGGUUAGGAAUGUCGAGAAAGCAAGCUGGGAGAAGCAGCUACGCAGACUCAAGAACGGCAACGGUCAAGCCAACGGUAACAACAACGACGAAGAGACCGAAUAUGAAGAGCGCUUCAUCAAUCUUGGAGCUAAGAAUAGUGCCCCAAUGAAGGCUGGAGAUAGGAUCAUUAUCUGUACUCCUGGCGGUGGCGGAUGGGGAAGAGUUGGGGAAGAAAAGGCACAUAAGAAAAAAUUGGACCCUACAGACUCUUGGAGAAAGGGAUCACAUGCAGCACGGGAAGACGCGGCGCUGCAAGUAUGA
Molecule: messenger RNA, 4104 nt
Organism: Phaeoacremonium minimum UCRPA7
Lineage: Eukaryota; Fungi; Ascomycota; Sordariomycetes; Togniniales; Togniniaceae
Product: putative 5-oxoprolinase protein
Exons: 2
Coding region: 1-4104 (1367 amino acids)
Biological process (GO): glutathione metabolic process
Cellular component (GO): cytosol
Molecular function (GO): 5-oxoprolinase (ATP-hydrolyzing) activity
Source: RefSeq, a predicted model, not a curated record